CAUAAAUAGCUCGGGCACUGAGUACUGAGCUGGCAGUUGCUGCCACCAGUGUUACUCACGUUUUCCUGAGAUUUCCCUUCCCCGAGGCAGCCAGAAACGAUGGGUAAUUUUCUAUCUUGGCUCAGUGACGCAGCACCUCCAAAGACCACAUUUUCUGUCGACCAAAUUCCAGACCUGACAGGAAAAGUAGUUAUUGUCACUGGUGCCAGCACAGGGAUCGGAAAGGAGACUGCGAAGGCUCUACUCGCACAUGGUGCCAAAGUUUACAUUGCGGCUCGCAACCAGGCUUCUUCAGAGGAGGCAAUUCGUCAACUGAAGCAGGAAACUGGGAACGAGGCCAUAUUUUUGAAACUUGACCUUGGAGACCUGAAGGCAAUCAAGGUGUCUGCUGAAGAGUUCCUGAGCAAAGAGACACAACUUCAUAUUCUCAUAAAUAAUGCUGGGGUUAUGGUGCCGCCGACGGAGCUAGUGACUGCAGAUGGUUAUGACCUCCAAUUUGGAACGAACGUCCUUGGUCACUACUACUUCACAAAGCUCCUGCUUCCCAUUCUCACUUCGACGGCUAAAGCCACUCCCGAAAGCAAAGUCCGGGUUGUGAACGUCUCCUCCUGCGCCCAUUUAUUUGGACAGCUCGAUUUUAACACCUUCAAAGAUGGCCCGGCUCGAAAGAAAUGGACGAGGGCCAGCCUUUACAACCAAAGCAAAUUCGGGAAUAUCGUGCUUGCUCUUGAAUUGGCGAAGCGAUACGGUGACCAAGGUAUUAUUUCGACGGCGUUGAAUCCUGGAAAUAUCAAGUCGGAAUUGCAGCGCCACGUUGAGCCUCAGCUUCCGAGUAUCGUCAAGCAGUUUUUGAGCGCGGUGGUGCUGUAUGAAACGUCUCAGGGUGCCCUUACGCAGUUGUAUGCUGCCACGUCCCCGGAAGCUGCUAAUUUGAAUGGCAAGUAUCUUGUCCCAUGGGCUCGUGUGGGGUCACCUAGGCAGGAAACCCAAGAUGCUCAACUCGGCAAGGCGCUGUGGGAGUGGCUGGAGGAACAAGUCAAAGAUAUAUAAUUCGAAGAUCCUCUCGAGCAAGUUUGCAUUGCAAGUUGUGUAGCAUCGAUGUACAAUUAGUGUUCUGACUUUCGUAGUGCCUCUUUAUCUACGAGCGGUGAAAAUGAGAAUUAAGCAACAACAAGAGAAGAGCGAAUGCUAGAGCUUUUCAGCCUUCUUCAUCAGAGGAAGAACCCAGAGGAAUAAAACGCUUUGCACUGGAAGUUAGUACGGCCGAGCUUGGAAGCACAUGGUUAAGCCAACCGUCCACGAACAUGCACUGGCACUCACCAUAGACAUCUGUGCGCGUCGAUCACGCAAACUCAUAGUUGCGGACCUGGAAUCAAGCGUAGGUAAUGGCAGCAUUCCAGGAUCAGAAAGAUUGGAUGGAAUGAACACAUGAGACGAUGUAGCGAAUGUGACUUGGCGCCGUGUCAUUCCACCUGUAACAUGCUGAACCUGAGUUUUCAAAACGGGCUGGACUGGGACUGGGGC
This is a messenger RNA of Suillus paluster, 1524 nucleotides long. RefSeq lists its product as uncharacterized. The transcript has 8 exons. Bases 100 to 1050 code for a protein of 316 amino acids. NCBI's taxonomy places the organism in Eukaryota, Fungi, Basidiomycota, Agaricomycetes, Boletales, Suillaceae. The record is from RefSeq and is a predicted model, not a curated record.